AUGGCACAGGACAGGGGUCGGAGCUCGCUCUCCCACGAAUAUUCGGCCCUGCCCAGUCACGCUCCCGAGAUAAUAUCCGCCAACACUGAAUUCAUAAGGUCGCACGACAAGAUCGAAGCCUUGGUGACGGCGGAACGCGCGAGGAAUUUCGAGGGGCUUGUGAGGCGGUACAUCAAACAACUGCUCUACGGUUGCCAGCGAACGCAUUGCGAUACUCCGACUUGUUAUACGGCGAGGAAGAAGUUGUCGCGUGACACCAACGCAUCCAGGAAAUUCAGUGUUUUGUCGGCGAGGAUCAUUGCUUGCCAGCUUGCCACCCAGGAUGACCCCUAUAAAGCCUUGUGUCCGGGCAAGCUGGUGACGCCGGUGCUGUCGAGUUCGGCUGAAGAGAAAAAGGAUGGGCCGUCGAGGGAUAGCUUUCGGGAGGAGGUGGCUGAGGAUGGGGAGGAUACGUCGAACAAGGAGAACAAGGAGGUGCCUGUUCGCCCGCCGAGGGAAGCUCUGAGGGAGGGCGAGGUCGAGGUGAUUACGGAUAAGGGACUGAAGGAUCCAAAGUCUUUUCAACAGCAGUUGUUCAAUACGAAGCCGUUCAAGAUGCUGGAAUGGAUUGGACUGCCUCCGAAUGUUGGAAUUAUGAAGUUUGUAAAUGAAUCCACGACUUCCCCCGCAAAGACGCCGACGCGGUCAUCCGAUUUUAGCAACGAGCGAGAUGCUGCCACUCCAACCCUGCUUCAUGAGCAACCGCCGAGAUUUAAAGAUUAUUCUAACCCAAUGGAGCUUAUAGAUCUCGGGCGCCUAAAUAAGGACUCGGAGCCUGUAUCGCAUCAUAAGCACCAGGAGAUAUUACAGCAACCACCCCUACCGCCACGAAAGCGCCGGUCGUCAAAUGCCUCCAAAGCAGCUCUUAAGGACGUGACCCCAACUCCUCAUUCAAACGCGAGAUCUAGAAUGACUACCCCCGGUGGCCGGAAUCCUAACAUGAUACCCCCUCCACUGAUCGGUCCCCACCUUCACCAGAAAUCAAAAACAGUAAAUCCUCAGCUACAAUUGACUCCUUCGAGAUCGGAGAAACAUUCGCUGACAGCACAGUCGCUUAUGGCCGAGGACGAGGAUUUAACCCCCCAAUCAUUAACAAAGCUAGAUAAGGAGAUUUGCUCUGCGUUAUUGAAAAUGUGUACGGAUCCUGCUGCGACUAGUGCGCAAUCUCGGGAUGCUGCUGAAUUUGCCAAGCAAAGUCUGUUUUACGUUUUUAGCACCCCAGAGGCGUUACUCAAGUCGUUCGUAUCGGAGAAAACGGAGUCUGAUUCAGAUGACAUCGAUCUUAAUCUGGACGAUAUGGAUCAAGCGUUCCGGAUGUUGUUUUGGAAUGAAGCCUGGGAGGCGCAAGUUAUGCAAGGGCUUUGGAUGGGGCUGGAAGCGGUUUUCAAAAUUCCCGGCGAGGAAGGACGGUUAUCGGAUAAGGACACUGCCCAGGUCGUAUCAAUAGCUUUACACGCUCUCGCGGCCGCUGUGCCCCGGAGCACGCCGGAAGUGUGGAUGACUGUGCGCAAGCUUAGGGGGAGUGGCAAAGUUAGUGAGGCGGGGGCUGUUUGUGAGAUCUGGUUCGAGGAUGAGAUGGCAGAAAGACUCAUGCGGCGGGUGGUCAGGGCGAUUGCGUAUAGACAUUCACGAGGGGAUCAGGUUGCACCCCGGCUUCAGAGACACCUCCGAAAUUGCGGUAUGUUUCAGUUUGAGCAGCGUCGGGAGCGGUUGGCUAGAGAGGUUGGGGAGGAUUUGGCGAAAGUUAUGGACCGGGAGAGGGGUGGUUGGGGUUUGGGGGUUUGCACCUUGGAGUGGUGUAGAGCUAUUCUGUUGAAGGCUUGGGAUGGCCAGGAAACUACCCGUGUGGCUGGUGUGGUCGGGUGCUGCUUGGUAUUGAUGAAAAUCCUCUGUAAGCUUUUUCGAUUCGGGUGGGAUGAGUGCAGCUAAUGGCGAGAUUUAGAUGAUGGCCAUCAAUCUUACGGAAUUGACCAAGAGUUUUUCCAUACGCGGGCGCUCUCGGACCGAUUUGAUCCCAAGGAUGUUCCGGUCCAGUGGUUUGACAGUGAGCCGAAGUCUGGACUUCUCCAUUUUCUCGACUAUGCCUUCCUUUUCCCGGAGAAUUUACGAGUGACCUAUUUCCGAGCUGUAAAUCUCGCGCACAUGACGAAAGCGUAUGAGCAGUCCAUGACCAUGCAACGGUUGACAACCCAGAUGUCGAUGAACACCGCCCUUUUGGAUCCGCAAGACGAGAGACUAGACCGGCGGAUGCGCAUUCCACUCAGCAGCUAUCUUCUUGUAGAAGUCCGGCGGGAGACUGUUCUCCAGGAUGCGCUGAAUCAAGUAUUUGGGAGGGAGAUCCGGGAGCUAAAACGACCGUUAAAGGUCCGGUUCGCGAACGAGGGUGAGGAGGGUGUGGAUCACGGAGGUGUACAACAGGAUUUCUUCAUUGUUGCAAUUAGAGAGGCGCUAAGGUCUGACUAUGGACUGUUCACGACGGACGAACAGAGCAGGAUGAAUUGGUUUAGCGUUGCGCCUAUCGAGCCCACUCACAAAUAUGAGCUUCUAGGGCUUUUGGUCGGAUUAGCGGUCUACAACGGUGUCACUUUACCGGUAACCUUUCCCAGGAUCCUCUACAAAAAGCUCCUUGGCGGUAAGGCGGAGGACUUGGAAGACAUCGAAGAUGGGUGGGGUCAACUUGCGAAGGGCUUCAAACAACUUCUGGAAUGGAACGAUGGUGACGUUGGUGACAUCUUCCUUAGGACGUACGAUUUCUCGUACGACUUUUUCGGCCAGGUCAAGUAUGUGAACAUGCUCAGAGCUAAGGAGAGAAGGAUUGAGUUCUUAGACAUCAAGCUCAAUAAAUUGAGGAAAGCCAAGUCGAAGCCCGAGACACCGCAUGAGCGGUUUCCGACUCCACCUUUGGGUGGUGAGCGGGAUUCAUGGCCGGGUGGGUUGAACGAUGAGCUGGAUGAUAUCGUUCGGAGUGCUGGCUCUUCCUAUCAUGUUACGAUUAGGGAGUGGCCGGGUGAUGAUUGCGAUAUGAUCGGUGAUGGAAGGGGCGUGGAUGAAGAGGAUGAGGCGAGUGGUGUCGAUCCUAGGCAGGAUGGGGACGGGGGACAGCCAGGUGACGAGCCGCUCGAGCCUGCCUUGUCGGGGACCGUCGAGGCGGGGGGAGCUAGGAUGACGUCGGGGAAUGGAGGAAGCCAAACGACUGAAUCUCUGGCGCUUGACAUUCAGAGCGGUGGUAUUGAUAACGAUAGCUUCCGGGAUGCGGGCGAGGAAGUUGAAACGCCAGCGAAAGGGGGUAGUGAUUACACGAUAGAGGGCUCCCGGGCGCCGGCACAGGAGAAGGGAAAAGAUGUUGCACAUGUUUCUUUUUCUCUAGAGCUAUCGGAAGAAGUACCCGUUGAAGAAGAUUCCCCAAGCUCGGACGAGCAAGAGCCCAAAGAGGAAGCUCCCCUGGUCACUAACGAGAACCGUGAGGCUUUCGUAAAGGACUACAUAUCUUGGCUUACCGACCGCUCCAUCCGUCGGCAAUAUCAAGCUUUCGAAAAGGGCUUCUUUGCGGUUAUUGACCGAAAGUCUCUAUCCGUGAGUUUAUCCUCCUCCUUGCUCUAUUUACUGCCACUCCAGUUCUGGUAGAGAGGGAUUUCUCUUUGCCCGCGCAGCUGGCCCUUCCCCCACACAAACCCCAAUUGUCAGGGACCGACGUGCAGUUUGACCAGCUGACACUUGCUAGCUCUUUACCCCCUCAAACCUCCAAUCCCUAACAGAAGGGAUCCAAGAAAUCGACAUCACAGAGCUCGAAAGGACCGCCCGCUACGAAGAUGGCUAUAGCCCCACCCACCGUGUAAUCAAGGAAUUUUGGAUGACUGUGCGCGGUUUCUCUGCGGAGCGGCGCCGCCAACUCCUGGAGUUCGUCACGGCCAGCGGGCGUGUGCCUGUUAAUGGGAUUUCCAGUAUCAUGUUCGUGAUUCAGAGGAAUGGGCCCGAUAGCGACCGUGUACCCACCAGUCUUACGUGCUUUGGGAGGCUACUGUUACCGGAGUAUUCGAACCGUAAGAAGUUAAGGGAUAAGUUGAGAGUUGCGUUGGAGAAUGGGAAGGGGUUUGGGGUUCCUUGAGGGGUUGGGUUGGAUAAAGCUGAAUUGGGCGUUGGAGAUGAUUCAUCUCUUUUCGAACCUUUUUCUUUUUUCUUUCUCCCUCUUGUUUCCUUUUAUACUUGCGUAUCUGAUGAUGGGUGACUGAUGUCGGAGUUAUUUGCUGUUUGCCGUUAUGAGGCGGCUUUCCCUAACUCGUUUGGCUUUGCUGUGGGGUUAGUUUGUCAGGUUAGAUAUCAUGCUAUUCCUCUUUACUUUUUUUGUUUUUCCUUUGGAACUUAGCUUCUGUACUGGUCGUUUUUCUUACGGAAAAGUUGCAUUUUGGGAUUUUUAGAAGUGUGGUUGGCGGGUGGAUACGCGAAUUCCGCGGUUCGAAUUUAUAGUGAAUCGGGAGGGGCGUGCUGGUGAUGGGUAGGAUUGUAACUAUCAUGCGGCACAACUAUAAAAACCUAUUCACUC
Molecule: messenger RNA, 4579 nt
Organism: Tuber aestivum (summer truffle)
Lineage: Eukaryota; Fungi; Ascomycota; Pezizomycetes; Pezizales; Tuberaceae
Source: the annotation of a GenBank genome assembly